AUGAUUCCAUUGUUGUUUACCAUUGUCUCAGCGUAUUGGAUUGACUAUGGCCACAUAAUAAAAUGUUCAUCAAGUUCAUACUAUGAUCAAUUUAACUCACUUAUUAAUUAUAAAGGAGGAUUAUUAUUACCUUUCAGGAGUGAAUUAUACAUAGAAUGCAAUUCAUUAGAGAACAUCAACGUUUAUUUUCAAGACGCCGACUCUUUAAUUUAUGUUUUUCUAAACAACACAAAUUUGCAUUUUAUUAACCAAAAAACCACUUUUUAUAACAUCACAAACUCCACAUUUAUCCUUUCAAAUAAUUCGAUUUAUGAAAAAAUAGACUCACAAAAACAAUUCACCAGUCAUGUAAAUACUCAAUUAAAUCUACUCAAAAAGGCAGAUAUCAUGUGUAGUGGGUAUAUUCAACAUAAUUGUGUUCGUUGUGUCAAUGGUUAUGACUGUACUGAGUGUUCUUCGGGUUAUUCUUUAGUUCGACGUUCCGGUUGUCCCGUGACAUGUCUUCAUGCUCCAACCCAAGAUUAUCCAACAGUUUGUGGUUUAGGAAAUUUUUACAGUUACAGUAAUGGGUAUUGUGACCCCCAAAAUUGCGAGACAUCAACGGGUAUAACAAGCACUUAUAUAACAUGUAAAACAUGUAAAACAUGUUUAACUGGUUAUAAUUUAUACAACAAUAAGUGUUAUCCACAAGACUCCAAUUGUCUUGUAACAAAUUCCUAUGGUGUUGGAUGCACCUAUUGUCGUACAAAUUAUCGACUUGUUGAUCGGUUUUGUUUUCCAUGCACAACAAUUGAAGGGUGUUUAACGUGUUCUUCUAAUGCUGAUACGUGGUGCACGUCAUGUGCAGAGGGGUAUUACUUAUAUCAAGUAUCUUCAAUAUCAUCAUGUAUAGCAUGUCCCAUUGGAUGCUCGUCCUGUGCAACUUCAAGUAGUGCAAAACCCACAUGUAAAGGGUGUUCUUCUGGAUAUUAUCAAAUUGGCAGUACAUGUUCAAAAUGUGAUGAUACGUGUGGAGGGACAUGUGAAGACACAACCGGAUACUGUAAGAGUUGUAUUAAUGGUUAUGUGUUUAAUAUUGCAAAUCCAAAAGUGUGCAUUUCUUGUCAAGAAUAUGACCCAAACUGCUCAGAGUGUGCGGGAUAUGCAAAUUCGUGUUAUAAGUGUUCUGUUGGGUACCCGAGUGUCUUUGGAAAAUGCAAAGAAUGCGACUCGACGUGUUCUGAUGGGAAGUGUGAUAACAACAAUGGCAACUGUUUUGAAUGUCAAAUUGGAUAUACACAAAAGAGCAGUGCAAGUUUAUCAUGUGAAGCAUGCAACACUGCAUUUUCUGACUGCCAAAAAUGCUCGCAAACGAUUCGAAAGUGUGAAAGUUGUGUGGAUGGAAAAUAUCCAUCGACAUCGUCGCCGUUUAAUUGUAUUUUGUGUGACACUUCAUGUGAAAAUAACUGCAAUACAACGAACGGAAAAUGUAUCAAAUGUAAAGAAAAUUAUGUGUUUAAAUUGAACGACGAAAUGAAGUGUGAAAGUUGUUUUUCCUUUGAUCAAAAUUGUUUGAAGUGUUCCGAAGAUUUCGAAAGAAAAUGCAUAACAUGUUCAAAUGGGUAUUAUUUAAGUGGGGGAAAGUGUGUGAGAUGUGAUUCUUCUUGUAAUUUUCAAUGCGAUAAAAUAACAGGAAAUUGUCUGAAUUGCUCUUCUGGUUAUGUACCUUCAAAUCCAAUUAGUAAAACUUGUCAGAGUUGCACUUCUUUUGACGCAAAUUGUCAAACUUGUUCAACACAAUUUGAGAGAAAAUGUCUGAUUUGUGAAUCUUCGUUUUACACUUCAGCCAACGGAAGUUGCGUCAAAUGUGAUGUAACUUGUAAUGGAGAGUGUGAUGGAAGUAGUGGAAAUUGCACAAAUUGUCAAGUUGGAUAUGUAUUUAUGGAGCCAAAGAGUGUUAAGUGUGAAUUAUGUAAAACGUUUGAUUCAAACUGUAGAGAGUGUAAAGACUAUGGAGAGCGUAAAUGUAAAACAUGUGAAAACAACUACUAUCCAAAUCCUCUCACUUCAAAAUGUCGGGUUUGUGAUUCGACAUGCGAGAAAAAUCAAUGCGACACAUCGACUGGAAUAUGCAACAAAUGCAUCACUAAUUUUAUUUUCCAAAAUCCUCGGAGUAUUUCUUGUGAUAAUUGCAGUCAAUUUGAAGAACAGUGUAAAACUUGUUCAUCGGACUCAACAAGAAAGUGUGUGGAGUGUAAAACUAAUCAUUAUGUUAAUACAGAAAACAACAAGUGUAAAAUGUGUGAUUCAA
Entamoeba invadens IP1 is the source of this 2290-nucleotide messenger RNA. RefSeq lists its product as hypothetical. The record is from RefSeq and is a predicted model, not a curated record. Lineage: Eukaryota; Evosea; Mastigamoebida; Endamoebidae. The transcript has a single exon. The annotation marks the transcript as partial.